AUGCAGAACACAGUGGCAUCAAAAAAGGAGAGCUCUGCCUCCACUGCGCAGUCGAUCAACGCUACUCCGUUCAGGCGCUACCUCACGCUCCUCGCCGUAAAACUACUGAAGCGCAUCCGAAAAAGCAGAGGUCCUGUAAUCUUUCUUUCGUCCAAGAUAUGCGUCAAAUGCGGAGGGCAGGUCACUCUCAACGAGGCAUCCACUAUGCAAUUCGUCGCGCAGCACACUUCAAUCCCAGUCCCUCGCGUAUACUGCGCCUUCAAGAGGAAAGGCCGAGUAUAUAUUGUCAUGGAGAGAAUACAAGGAGAGCCCAUCGGAGCCGGGUGGUACAAACGUUCAGAGGAAAGUAAAGCAAAACUACUUGAACAGCUCAAGAGGAUGAUUGAGGAAAUGCGCAGCAUCACGCCUCCAGAAGGGGUUGGUGUCGCUCAUGUAAAUGGCGGCCCGUUGUAUGCCCCACGGUUGCCUGGGACCUACUUGCAUUCUGGGCCUUUCAGCACCAUCCAGGACUUUCACAGCUACCUAAGAUUUGGCAUCGAAGCACAUCCAGAGCACAAGCCAGAGAUUAGUGAGCUUAUCUCUCGGCAAGAAAAAGUCCGGGACCCUCCAGUAUUCACGCAUGGCGACUUGAGCAGCUUCAACAUUCUUGUUUCUGGAGAUGAGAUUGUUGGCAUUAUUGAUUGGGAAACUGCUGGCUGGUACCCUUCGUACUGGGAGUACACCAGUGCCUGGGACGUGAACCCGUACAAUGAAUUUUGGCGAGAUGAGGUUGGCAAAUUCAUCCAGCCUAUGCCUGAAGAACUAGAGAUGGAGAGGGUACGGCUUGAGUACUUUGGCGACGUAUGA
This is a messenger RNA of Plenodomus lingam JN3, 846 nucleotides long. RefSeq lists its product as uncharacterized. The record is from RefSeq and is a predicted model, not a curated record. Lineage: Eukaryota; Fungi; Ascomycota; Dothideomycetes; Pleosporales; Leptosphaeriaceae.